Lathyrus oleraceus (garden pea) is the source of this 786-nucleotide messenger RNA. RefSeq lists its product as uncharacterized. The record is from RefSeq and is a predicted model, not a curated record. The transcript has a single exon. The coding region runs from base 1 to 786 and encodes 261 amino acids. Lineage: Eukaryota; Viridiplantae; Streptophyta; Magnoliopsida; Fabales; Fabaceae.
AUGGAUUUUGGAAGAAGAAGAACUCAAAAGUACACUUUCAAGAGUCCUAAACUAGAAGAUCUAAGUGAACUAGGGGAUUUAGUUGUUGAUCCAAUAGGUUUCAAGGAUAGAUAUAGGAGACUUCUGUCACUAUUGAAGACCAACAUGAAAAAUGGAAUUCUUGCUACACUAGUCCAGUUCUAUCAUCCAUUGUAUCAUUGCUUCACCUUUCCAGAUUACCAUCUUAUACCCACACUAGAGGAGUAUUCCUAUUUGCUUGAAUUACCUAUUUUUGAUCAGAUCCUAUUUUCUGGAUUAAAGGAGAUUCAUAAGGAUAAAGUUAUUUAUGAAGCUACUCGUUUGAAGAUGUCUAAGAUUAAAGCUCACAUGACCACCAAUGGAGGUAUUCUUGGGUUUCCAGCUAAGUUUCUGAUGGAUAAAGCCCGUUACUUUGCUGGUAUGAAGAGUAUGGAUUCUUUUGAGGCUAUUCUUGCCUUGAUCAUUUAUAGAUUGUUCCUCUUUCCUAAUGUUGAAAACUUUGUCAAAAUUAAUGCUAUUAAGAUAUUAUUAAUUAGAAAUCCAGUUGCCACUCUACUUGUAGUUACUUACCAUUCUAUUCAUAUCAGAAACUCUUACAGUGGGGGGAUAAUUAUAUGUUGUGCUCCUUUGCUUUACAAGUGGCUUAUUUCUCACUUACCUCAGUCUACUACUUUUUGGGAUCUUAAGGAUGGUCUUUUAUGGUCACAGAAGAUUAGUCUCUCACACAUUCUAAUAUUGAAUGGUAUAGUCAUGAUUACGAUGAAGUGA